This is a messenger RNA of Lymnaea stagnalis (great pond snail), 450 nucleotides long. The record is from the annotation of a GenBank genome assembly. NCBI's taxonomy places the organism in Eukaryota, Metazoa, Mollusca, Gastropoda, Lymnaeidae.
AUGUGUCUCACAGCCAAGGAUAAAAUUAUCGUCCACAAUGACUGGCUGAGCCUGAGGAAUAGCGUUACACCGGACGACAUCGGAACUGACGCCAUAAUGGCUAUGUUUAAAAACUACCCGGAGACCAAAAAGGUCUUCACGGAACUUAGAGAUCACAAAAUGAAAGACUUACCCGAGAGCGCCGUGUUGAAAGACCACGCUCUUAAAGUGGCCAGUGUCUUGGAUAAGUGCGUGCUGCGGCUCAACAACCUCGAGGCCUUUGCCUUGAUCGUAGCCGACGAGGGCGGGAUUCACAGGGAUAUGAACAUUCAUGAAAAGCACCUGAGGUGCAUGACAAACGGUUACAUCAAGGAGAUCAAACGGCGAACAAAAUAUCGAUGGGACAGCGGGCAUCAGAGAGCUUGGGAGAGAUUUUUUGAACUUCUUAUUGUCCAUCUUUUAACAGGAAUU